Zygosaccharomyces rouxii is the source of this 1422-nucleotide messenger RNA. RefSeq names its product PP2C family serine/threonine-protein phosphatase. Gene Ontology annotation, biological process: protein dephosphorylation. The record is from RefSeq and is a predicted model, not a curated record. NCBI's taxonomy places the organism in Eukaryota, Fungi, Ascomycota, Saccharomycetes, Saccharomycetales, Saccharomycetaceae. Gene Ontology annotation, molecular function: cation binding; protein serine/threonine phosphatase activity. The transcript has a single exon. The coding region runs from base 1 to 1422 and encodes 473 amino acids.
AUGGGACAAAUUCUAUCAAAUCCGGUGAUCGAUAAGGAACACCAUACUGGGGAGGACCAGUUAACAGGGUUUGGACUUUGCGCUAUGCAAGGGUGGCGUAUGUCGAUGGAGGAUGCACAUGUCGUUCAGCUAAAUAUUGCCGGUAAGAAUGUUAAAGAUCACAUAGCGUUUUACAGUAUUUUUGACGGACAUGGUGGGGCAAGUGUAGCACAGUUUUGUGGGGAGAAAAUUGGUUCCAUCUUACAAAAGCAACCGACAUUCGAUAAAGGUCAAUUGGGACAGUCUUUAAUUGAUACUUACUUGACGGCAGAUGAAGAUCUCCUUAAGGAUCCUGUCUUGAGAAAUGAUUACAGUGGUUGUACCGCUACAUCCAUCCUGGUUUCUCAAGAGCAACAGUUAGUAGUAUGUGCGAAUGCAGGUGAUUCAAGAACCGUUCUAUCAACUGAUGGUAGAGCUAAAGCUUUAUCCUAUGAUCAUAAACCUACGUUGGCUAGUGAAAGGUCAAGAAUUGUAGCUGCAAAGGGGUUUGUGGAAAUGGAUAGAGUCAAUGGUAAUUUAGCACUAUCCAGAGCCAUCGGUGAUUUUGAGUUUAAAUCCAAUCAGGAAUUGCCACCACAGGAGCAAAUUGUCACGGCUUUCCCUGAUAUUAUGGAACAUAAGUUAAAUUACGAUAAGGAUGAAUUUGUCAUUUUGGCUUGUGAUGGUAUCUGGGAUUGUCUUUCGUCGCAAGAGUGUGUGGAUUUAGUACAUUAUGGUAUCAAUCAGAAAAAAUAUUCAUUGAAUGACAUUUCAUCACGCAUUAUUGAUGUGUGUUGUUCACCAACAACAGAGGGUACAGGUAUUGGUUGUGACAACAUGAGUAUUACUAUCGUUGCAUUGCUAAAACCUGGUGAAAACUUGGGGAAAUGGUUUGAACGUAUAAGGUCCAAGAAACACCAAACACCUGUUUCAUUUGAAAGCAAAAGAAGAUCGAUUUUCACAUAUUAUCAAUUCCCCAAGGAAGACGCAAACGUUUUCGAGGUGACGACGAAACGUCCGCAAGAUAGAUUUACUCAGGAAAGCGUCCAAGAUUUAGGCGAAGAUAACAUGGAAAUUGACGAUGAAUCAAAUGAAGUAAAGAGACAAGCCGCUAGUAGUAGUGGUGAAAGUGGUGGCAAUGGACCUGUAGAUCUGUUUUCAUUAGAAGCUCUUUUGGGUGCUGGUGGUAUCCAAAUUUCUCAAGGACCUAACAAUGUCUCUUAUAUCCAUGGUUCAGCUCUAUCAGAUAUGUUGUCGUCGUUGAGCAAUGCUGCAGCUGGUGAAAUGGUGCCUGAAGACGAGGAAGAUGAGAGUAACAAUGAUAAGGGCGCUAGAAACGAAGAUUCAAAGGAUAAGAAAGACGACGAAAGUGGCGGCAAAAAGAUUGAAGAGGUCAAAGAAUAG